CCUGUUCACCUGGGCCACAGGUGAUAUGGAUGAGCAUGAUAAAGCCGGCCUCCUUCAGUCACCAGUGAUUUUUACCCAGUGAGUGAAGGAGAUUGUAGUGUUUUAUUUUUGACGUCUCUCAGUGACAUCUCCACCAUGGAGGUUACAGACAGUUAUAUGAUUCGGUUUCACCUUCAAGUCAUUUAUGGGAUCACUGUGAGGAGCUUUGAGAAGAGAAAGGAGAGGCUGUUCAUCGCUGGUGCAAAGAUCUUUGGUGUUCCUCUGGAGAAUUUACCCAGGCAGUACAUCCCUGAGUUUGGACUGGUGCCCUGCUUUCUGGUGGAUGCUUGUUCAUUUCUUCUGGAGCGUGCUGGGACUGUAGGCCUGUUCAGAAAACCAGGCUCUCUUCCUCGCAUUAAGACCAUCAGGGCCAAGCUGAACAGAGGAGAGGGGUGUCUGUCCGCGGCCCUCCCCUACGACGUCGCAACGCUCAUCAAACAGUUCUGCAGAGAGCUGCCGGAGCCUUUAUUGCCCUCUGAGCUCCACGCAGCUCUGCUCAAAGCCCAGUCACUGUCCGAACCACAGGACAGGACGUCAGCCCUCCAGCUGCUGUCCUGUUUGCUGCCCGCCAGGAACUCCUCCUGUCUGCAUUACCUGUUCGACUUCCUCUACAAAAUCUCCCAGAGAUGCUCCGAAAACUUGAUGACCAGCUCCAACCUCGCCACAGUCUUCGCUCCGUGUCUUUUGCCGCCUCCCAACAAGACGGAGAUGUCUGAAGGGCGACUGAAACUCCGAGUGCUCGUCCUGCGCACCUUCUUUGAAAGCCCUCACUUAUUCAGUGUGAUUCCUAAAGCUGUCAUGGACAGCAUGGAGUUUAUGCUGCAUUUCAAUCUUCUGAAAGACAUAAAGAGAGGACACAGAAAAAGACACAGUUUGAGAGAGAUGUGGUCUUCGAAGACGGUGCCCUGGAUUCAAGGGAGGUCAAAGGUCAAGCCUACGGUCUCUGAGCUGAGCCAAGAGUCCACCUCAGGAGACAAACCAGGUCUCAGGAGAAGCCUCGGCCUGGAGACUUUCCCCAACGUCCUGCUGUUCAGGACCUGCAUGCCUUGUGCAGAACAAGGUUUCCAACCUGCAACGGAGUUGUUGGACGGUUACAGCCCCGACGGCAAAGAGGCCCCACAAGAAAGACCAGCAAGAGAUCUGCAUUUCCCGAGGUUCACCAGAGGCCACGAUGCAGACGGCUCUCCGGUGCUCACUGGCGUCGGGAAGCUGCAGCUCACGUCGUGGAGAAAACGCAAUUCACUAUAAUACUUUUAAAUAUUAAGAAGUUGUCACGUGGGUCGCCCCACGUUACUGCAGCACUUUAGGUUAUGAUGUCUGAUAGGUUAGUUUAUAUUUAUAAGAUUGUUUAGUUUCUUAAAUAUGAUUUUAAUACAUUUAUGUAUUAGAAUAUUUAUUUCACUGUUGUAUGGAUUAACCUUCACCCUACUUUUAUAUAUACUGUAAGUGAAUAAAUGUUUUUUUCAUAUUUUUUUUCACUUUUUACCUGCCCAUGUUAUAUAUUUCAUAUUAUAGGUGUUGGUAGGUGAUCCAAACUCAAAGUGCCAAGAAUCUACAUAUUAUUAUAUAUAUUUUUAAAGUGCAUAUCGGUGGAAGAUU
Molecule: messenger RNA, 1638 nt
Organism: Sebastes umbrosus (honeycomb rockfish)
Lineage: Eukaryota; Metazoa; Chordata; Actinopteri; Perciformes; Sebastidae
Product: rho GTPase-activating protein 11B-like
Exons: 8
Coding region: 136-1287 (383 amino acids)
Biological process (GO): signal transduction
Source: RefSeq, a predicted model, not a curated record